CUCAUUUCUCCACACACCAGCUCUGGGUGACAGCUCAGUAGGGGUGUCUGGGAAAUACAGCUUGCUGUAAGGGACUUCUCAGGGAGUUCUACUGACCAGAUACAGAGAGCCCGGAGAGGUAAGAAUGGGCAAAUCCGAAAGCCAAAUGGAUAUCAUGGAAAAAUCUACCAAACCAGGGAAGCGUCGUUGGACUGUUGCGGAGAUUGGGCUGUCCGUGCUGUUGUUGCUGGUCAGCUGUGCCCUAGCUGGACUGAUAGUCCUCUACACAUCGGCUCUGAGAGAGCGGUCCAAUAGACCUGGGGUGUCAAGGAGCUCAGUCACUGAGGGGCAGCAGUAUCAUUCUGGCCCCAGCAAUGUUUGCACAACUCCUGAGUGCGUCACUGCAGCCGCUCGUCUCUUGCAGAACAUGGAUGCGACGGUGGCGCCGUGUCAGAACUUCUACCAAUAUGCUUGUGGGGGCUGGCUGGAGCGUCAUGUCAUCCCAGAGACCAGCUCCCGGCACAGCGUCUUCGACAUCCUCAGAGACAGGCUGGAGAUCGUGCUCAAAGGAGUUUUUGAGACUGAGAGUGAUCAGGACCGUGACGCCUUCAAGAAGGCCAAAACUCUCUACAGCUCCUGCAUGAAUGAGACUCUGAUAGAGCAGCGCGACUCCCAGCCGCUCAUGCUUCUCAUCGACAGCAUAGGAGACUGGCCUGCUGCCUCGGAGGACUGGAACAUCACUACAGAGGAGGCCUGGAGCCUGGAGGACACUCUAGCCACCCUCACCUCUCGUUACCACAAGAAGGUCCUGCUGGACAUGUAUGUAUGGACUGAUGACCGCGACUCCCGGCGCCACAUCAUCUAUAUUGACCAGCCAGGACUAGGAAUGCCAUCCAGGGAGUAUUACUUCAAUGAUGGAAACUACAAAAGGGUGCGAGAGGCCUACCUGCAGUUCAUGGUUUCCAUGGUGAGGAUUGCCCGCGAAGACAGGAACUUGACCCAGGAAGAUGAUCGUGUGGUGGAGGAGAUGGUGCAGGUGCUGGAGCUGGAAACAGAUAUCGCCAAUGCCACAUCCCCCGCAGAGGAGCGUCAGGAUGUCACGAUUCUCUACAAAAAGAUGACCCUGACUGAGCUGCAGGAGUCCUUUAAUCUCAAUGGUUUUAACUGGACAAGGUUUGUGCGUGGUGUGUUGUCCAGUGUGGCUGUGAAGGUACAGCUGGAGGAGGAGGUGGUGGUCUACAGCGCCCCCUACCUGGAGAAGAUGAACAAAGUGCUCUCCAAACACACUAUCAGAACCAUGCAGAACUACCUCACCUGGCAGGUCGUCAUGGAGAGAGUCAGCAGCCUGAGUCGCCGCUUCAAAGAUGCCAGGGCACACUAUAGAAAGGCCCUGUAUGGGACGACCGUGGAGGAGGCGCGGUGGAGGGACUGUGUGCGUUACGUUCAGGGCAGCAUGGACAACGCAGUGGGGGCUCUGUAUGUGCGAGAGACCUUUGCUGGCGAGAGUAAACGCAUGGUGAGUGACCUCAUCAGUAAGAUCCAGGAAGCGUACGUGGAGACGCUAGAGGAGUUGAGCUGGAUGGAUGACCAGUCUAAGGAAAAGGCAAGAGAGAAGGCCAUGGCCAUCAAGGAGCAUAUUGGCUAUCCUGACCACAUUCUGGAAGAGAGCAAUCUGAAGCUUGACCAGGAGUAUGCCCAUCUGAACUUUAGUGAGGAGAACUACUUUGAGAACAUCCUUGAGAACCUGCAGGCUGAAGCACACAAGAGUUUGAAGAAGCUGAGAGAGCCGGUCGACCCGGACAUGUGGAUCAUUGGUGCUGCUGUGGUCAAUGCUUUCUACUCACCAAACAGAAACCAGAUAGUAUUCCCUGCUGGUAUCCUGCAGCCUCCUUUCUUCAGUAAGCAGCAGCUCCAGGCCCUGAACUUUGGAGGAAUAGGGAUGGUCAUUGGACAUGAGAUCACCCAUGGGUUUGAUGACAAUGGUCGUAAUUUUGAUAAGGAUGGUAACAUGCUUAAUUGGUGGAGUAAUUAUUCUGCUGAGCACUUUAAGGACCAGUCGCAGUGCAUGGUGCAACAAUAUGGCAACUUCAACUGGAAACUUGCAGGUGGACAAAAUGUCAGUGGAAUUAGCACUUUGGGGGAGAACAUCGCCGACAACGGAGGAGUUCGGCAAGCCUAUAAGGCCUACAUGAAGUGGAUGGAGAGAGAAGGUGAAGAGCAUCGUUUACCUGGUCUGGACAUGGACCACAAGCAACUUUUCUUUCUUAACUUUGCCCAAGUAUGGUGUGGUGCCUAUCGGCCUGAAUAUGCAAGCCAGUCCAUCAAGACAGACUCCCACAGUCCCCUGGAAUACAGGGUACUUGGCUCCCUACAGAAUUUUGGAGCAUUCUCAGAGGCAUUCCAGUGCAAACCAGGUACUCCCAUGAACCCUGAGAUAAAAUGUCGGGUGUGGUAGCCAGUUCCUGUCUUCUUCUACUAUUGUUAAUUAUUUCUUGACUGGGGCAACUGAACAAAAGAACAUGAUUUACUACCACCUUGUGUUAUACUGAUGCCACAUAUGCAUCCUGCCUUAGAGUAUGUCUGAUGGAUUUACAUGGCAGAAGAAAACAUAGAUAUUUACACAAGUGUUUUAACAGUGUGUAAAUACAGAAUACAGUUUAUAUAUGGACUGGAUAACUGACCAAACUACAUCCUAGUAUCACCAUUUGAAGCAGAUUAAAACUAAGAUGAGACAGGAAAAACACUUGCAAGGAGUAUGUACUUAUAUGGCUACUCAGCUUAAAGAUGUUGUCUGUGGGUGAACAGUUUUACUUGUGGUUUUGUUGUAUACACUCUCAGAAAAAAAGAUUCUAGGUAGAACCACAAAUAUGGAUAUGCUUGAUUCAUAUAUGGCACCCCUAAAGGUUCUAUAUAGAACCCUUUUUGUAGGGCUCUUUGAUCAGAACAUCAGGGGUUCUUCUUCACUGAACCAAAAUUGGUUCCAUAUAGAACCUUUGGGAUCCAUAUAGGGUUCUAUAUGGAACCCAUUUCGGUUCUAUAUAGAACUUUAAGUCUGCCAUAUAUGAAGCAAGCAUAGAACCCUUAUUGGAUCCCAAAGUGUGUACAUGUAUACAUCUGAAGCUCCUAUGCACCACUGUGGGUGGUCAGUUGAUACAUGCAUAGUCGGGCAAAUGUAGGACAUUCCUAAGACCUUGUAGAAUAGGUCUCAGCCGAGCUGGCUUUAAAUGCUUUAACUGACUUUUUGAAGAAUUUCCUAAACAACUCUUUGUGCUUUUUGUCAAGUCAUUCAGAUGGCAAAUCCACAGCGCUUUGAAGCCCACAUAUUUAGUGGCUUAAAUCUAUGUGCACCGAGUAUCUUUUGGCACCGUGUUGCCUUGUGCGAUCCUGUCUGAUAUGAAUCAACAUUGUUUCCACGAUGAAAUUACGUGGAACCAACGUAGAAUAGACGUUGAAUUGAUGUCUGUUCCCAGUGGGAAGUCUGUCAUUACAGUGUGACUACGAAAUGAAUAAAGGCUCUGUGAGAAAAUGUAAGCAGCGGUGAACUAGAGCUGGCUUGGCUAAGUCACUCUUUGAAAUUAAACAAUUUACCUGAAGACAUCAGACUGUUAAACCUUUGCAGCUUUAAUCUUAUAUGAACAUUUUGAAAAUCUAAAAAAGAUGGCUUAAAAUGUUUUUGCUAUAACAUACAUAAAUGUGAAAUCUACAAAGAUAUAAUUGCUUGGAAAGUAGCUUAAAAGACUUGCUAGACUAGCACUGUUUUGUUUGAGUUAUAGUGAUGAUGAUCUGCCACGGAGUGAUCAGUAUCUUAUUUAUGAUAGAUACUCAAUACUCGGUCACAACUGUAAGUCCUGAAACUGUAAGUGAUUUUAAUUACUGUAUGUGUUGUGUUACAUUUCAGAGAUAAACAUUUGAUCAACCAGUGUUCCUUAUCUCAGACUAUGUUCUAAGCAUUGGGCCUUAUGAGGAUACAG
Messenger RNA from Coregonus clupeaformis (lake whitefish), 3950 nucleotides. RefSeq names its product membrane metallo-endopeptidase-like 1. The transcript is spliced from 24 exons. Gene Ontology annotation, molecular function: metalloendopeptidase activity. Bases 125 to 2434 code for a protein of 769 amino acids. The record is from RefSeq and is a predicted model, not a curated record. Gene Ontology annotation, cellular component: plasma membrane. NCBI's taxonomy places the organism in Eukaryota, Metazoa, Chordata, Actinopteri, Salmoniformes, Salmonidae. Gene Ontology annotation, biological process: protein processing.